CGCACACACUGAGUCCUAGAUCACAUGAUCAAAUGUCAGAGCACGGUUUGAAAACAUGUCGCUGCACUUUACAGAUGAGGAAUUUCUGGAGGCAUGGAAAGAAUUAGAUAAACCUCAAUUGGAGGGGGGGGUGGGAGUUUUUCACAGAGACAAUGGGUGUCAAAAUUUACCGGCUGUAUGACAAGGAAACUGGACUUUAUGAGUACAAAGUCUUUGGAGUGCUUGUCACCUGCACUCCAGAACUGUGUGCUGAUGUCUACAUGGACUUGCCCUAUCGGAAACAAUGGGAUGGAUAUGUCAAAGAGCUGCAUGAGAAGGACUAUGAUGGUCAUUCAGCAAUCUACUGGGAGGUGAAAUACCCUUUUCCUCUGUCAAACAGAGACUACGUGUACGUCAGGGAGCGGAGGGACGUUGACGUGGACAGCAGGAAGAUCUGGGUGGUCCUGGCUAAGAGCUCCCCACAGUCCCCUUUACCAGAGAAGAGUGGGGUGCAGCGAGUGAAUGACUACAAGCAGACUGUGGCCAUGGAGAGUGAUGGUGCCUGUGGCGCUAAAGUCUUCAUGAAUUACUUUGAUAACCCUGGUGGUAAUAUUCCAACCUGGCUUGUGAACUGGGCAGCCAAGAGCGGAGUGCCUGCCUUCCUUACAGACAUGCAGAAGGCCUGUGGCAAUUACUCAAACUACUGCCAGAAGAACAAGAAAUGAACGCCCUUUGUGGGAAGUCGCAUCAAAGCCACAAGGAUUGCAUUUUUCAGCCCAUCGUUCAAUAAAGUCUACACUUAGUGUCUGAGGGCCAUUGUGGGUGUUUUGGGUAUGGUUGGAGACUUAUUACAAAGUCAAUAGGUGAAAGUGGUGUUGGUGUAAUCUGCAGCUAGAUGUGGUACUGACUGGGGCAUGUACUGUAUUUUAGUUAUUAGUUGUAUAAAAAAUAUGUAUUUCAAUUGAAGUUAUCUGGUACUGAAUUCCUACUCCUAUGUAAAUGUUGUAUUUUGGGCAUGCCCACAGUAAGGGCUUGGAUGAGAUCUGUAGUGAUCUACCCCCUGUUUUAACGAGUACUGUUUCUUUGACUACAAUGGCUUUUCCUUUUAUUUUCCUGUUGUUUGUUAUGGUCAAAUGUAUGUUGUUUUUUAAAUCCUACAUUGUUUUAUUUAUGAAUGUUCAGCCAAUGAAUGAUAUGCAUUUUUGCACUUGUGAUUAAGCACUGAAAUCAAAUCAACUUCCAAACCUUAAUGUCUAUAGGAAAAAAUGCAGUGCUGUAAUUCUACUGUUCAUCAGCCUAUUAAUUUGUGAAUGAUUAGUUUCUCAGCAGCUCUAUUGAGGAAGGAUUUCUGUACUCUACAAUGCAACGUUGUUGCUUAGGCAAGCAAGGCUGAAUCAAAAGCACACUAGAUUUUUAAUUUGUAUUUCCCUAUUGGACAUUUUGAAUGUACAUAAAAAAAAAAAAAACGGAUUUUGUCCUAUCAUUAAUAGUUGCCUGGAGUGAUUUGUUGUGAUACUUGAAAUUUACAAAAACACGAUAAUUAAAUAGUUUAAGUUAAUUAUUCAUAUGUUGAAUCUUCGAGAGCUACAGUAGGCCUAUACCUCUUUAUCCUUGUGUGGUUGCAAUUAGGCAUCCAAUUCUAUGGAAGUAAUACACACUGUAUCACCAUCUAAUACAUAUCAAUAAAAAUGACGGCUGAGAUGAAA
This is a messenger RNA of Oncorhynchus mykiss (rainbow trout), 1685 nucleotides long. Its product is annotated as phosphatidylcholine transfer protein. Gene Ontology annotation, molecular function: phosphatidylcholine intramembrane carrier activity; phosphatidylcholine binding. NCBI's taxonomy places the organism in Eukaryota, Metazoa, Chordata, Actinopteri, Salmoniformes, Salmonidae. The record is from RefSeq and is a predicted model, not a curated record.